Molecule: messenger RNA, 1491 nt
Organism: Morus notabilis
Lineage: Eukaryota; Viridiplantae; Streptophyta; Magnoliopsida; Rosales; Moraceae
Product: pentatricopeptide repeat-containing protein At3g26782, mitochondrial
Exons: 1
Coding region: 1-1491 (496 amino acids)
Biological process (GO): RNA modification
Molecular function (GO): protein binding; RNA binding
Source: RefSeq, a predicted model, not a curated record
AUGUCUGAGAGAACUGCACUUCACUUGUCUUCUUUACUGAGGAGUUCUUGCCUUUCCCCGUUGGAUAUUUUUCAAGCCAGGCAAACCCACGCUCAAGUUCUCGUCCAUGGCUUACUUUCUCAUGUCACCCUUCAAACCGAUCUCUUGUUGGCCUACUCAAAGUGCAGGUUUCUUCAAGACGCUCGCCAAGUGUUUGAUAAAAUGCGUGACAUAAACAUGCACUCGUGGAACAUUUUGAUUUUUUCCCACGUGCAGAAUUCCAUGUAUUCUGCUGCUUUGGAACUUUUUGAUGCGUUUAGGAAGACGGGUCUUCGACCUGAUCAUUAUACUUUGCCUCCAUUGUUUAAGGCGUGUGCGGGAACUGGAGAUGGCUUUCUGGGAAGAGUGCUUUAUGGUUGGGUGAUUAAGCUUGGACUAGAGGGAUGUGUAGUUGUGAACAGUUCAUUCUUGGAUUUCUGUGUUAAAUUCGGAAGUAUGAUUGAUGCGAAAAGGGUAUUUUCUGAUAUGUCGUGUAGAGAUACUGUGGCAUGGAAUUCGAUGAUUUCGGGGCUUGGAAGAGCUGGUUUCUACAAAGACGCGUUGAAUUGUUUCAGAGAAAUGCUUGAAUCAAGUGUGAAGAUGGAUUCUAUGACGAUUCCUAGUGUUUUAAAUGCGUGUGGUGGAGAAGGAGACUUGAUUAAAGGGAAAGAAGUUCAUGGCCAAGUAAGUAAGAAUCUCUUGUAUGGCAAGGAUGUUGCUAUUGGGAAUUCAUUGAUUGAUAUGUAUGCAAAAUGUGGAUGCUUGUAUUAUGCAGAAAAAGUUUUCAGGAGCAUAACCAACUUGAACAUAUUAACUUGGACCACAAUGAUAUCUUGUUAUGGACUUCAUGGCAAGGGAAAGGACUCCUUGCUCAUAUAUAAGAAAAUGGUAGAUUGCGGAUUCAAACCUAACUGUGUUACACUAACUGCUAUUUUAGCCAGUUGCAGCCACUCAGGUCUCAUAGAUGAAGGUUGGAGGAUUUUUAAUUCCAUCAGUUCAGUUUAUAGUUUCGAACCAAGUGUAGAGCACUAUGCGUGUAUGGUGGACCUUCUCGGUCGUUUUGGGUACCUUGAGGAAGCACUAGGGUUGGUAAAGAAUAUGAAGGUGAUGGCACCAGCAAGUGUCUGGGGUGCCCUACUUGCUGGAUGUAUGAUGCACAAAAAUGUGGUGAUAGGAGAAAUUGCAGCAGAUCAACUUUUCAGAUUGGAAUGUAGAAACUCGAGCAACUACAUAGCCUUGUGUAGUAUUUACGAUUCUCUCGGUAUGCAUAAUGGUGUUUCUUUUAUUAGAGCCAAAAUGAAAGAUCUUGGUUUGGUUAAAACUCCUGGUUGUAGCUGGAUAAUCAUUUCGGGGACACUUCACAAGUUUUACCAAGGAGAUCAUUCUCAUCCUCUCAGUGUGCUGAUAUAUGAAACAUUAGAUGGAAUAAUUAAGGUAGCAUCAUUAGGCAGAGGUUGCUGGGAGGGAGACUAG